AAUAGAUUUUUUUUUAUUAUUUUACUACUUAUCGUAAAAGUCUGACUUUUGUUUGGAUUUUAACGCGGACGACGACGCCCGUGACACGGAUAAACGCGCGACGAUCAGCACGCAAUACACUGAAUCAAAACAAGAUUUUGAAUCGGGGACUUGUUAAUGUUGUGCCGGGGGCAGGCAGGACUGUCAGGUAGCGUAAAAAAACGAGACUGCACGUCUGGUGCACGUGUCGCGCCGGCUGUGUUAUGUAGUGUGUACUAACGUACUAUUAUAAUGUCAGAUAGGGUCGAUUUAUUACGAAUGGGAAGCAGGUGUGCGAUUGGGGGCCUAAUGGUGAUUGAAAAUUAUAUUUAAAAAAAUGUAUUUCACGCAAAAAUUCUGAUGUGAUUGGAGUUUCAUAAAAGCACCGAGAAAAGUAUGAAAGAAAAAUUCAUAAAUAAUCCUUGAACCCUUUGUUAUGAAAAUACUCGAAAUCCAACAAACUUAAUGUCAAUUUUAAAUAUUUCCGCUCAAUUCAUCUUUCCUCCACGCGAGGGCGCGACUGCAGAAAGGCCAAAAAACAAAACACAGUCAACUCAGCAAGGUGAAAGCGCGUCGUCUGCUUCAGAAUUGAGUCAUAUUUAACCUCCCUCACAGUGGAUGCCUGAAAGCGUGUGUGUACUGUGCAGGUCAGUUCAUCCAACGUACUUCGGUAGACACGUGUUUACUCGGAAGAUUAUAUUUUGUUUAUUGAGGAAAAGUAAAUAUUGUGAUUUCAAAACAUGAAAGUCAAGAGCAAUAAUAAACGCAAAAGAAGUGACAGUUCCAGUCAAAAGCAGGGUUCGUCUAACGAUCCCGAUAAAUACGUGGCCUUUAAAUUGAAAAAGAUGAGAGGCAUCGAUAAAAAAGAGGAGCCCGGAAAACCAUCGAGUGCUAAAAAGAAGGGUACAAUGAUUUCUAGUAAAAAAAGCUCUUCAGGAGUAGUUGGGAAACCAGUUCUGUAUCAAAAACCAGAAAUGGAUGUUGAAAUUAUCGAUGGUGUAGAGAUUAGGACUCCUAAAAAUUACAAUUUAAGUAGCCCAUCUAAAGAGCCCACAAAAAGUAUAAAUAAUACAAGAAAGCCAACAAAGACUAAUUCUGCGACAUUUCCUGAUAUAGGAAAACCAUUAAUUAUAGAAGCUCAUCUUAAAAAGUCCACAAAAUCUUAUUAUCCUUCUUUCUUUUCAACACCAUCACAAUUCUUAGAAAGUGAUCCGUGUUUGAAAGAAGGAGGAUUAGAAUAUCAGAUGUUACAACAAAUAGCUAAUUCAGGUUGUAAAACAGAAGAAGAAUUAGUUCAAUGUUUCAUGCAAAACCUUGACGUUGUCGCAAACAAACAAACUAAACAAAACUCUAACAAUUCAUCUCAAGAAAUGAAAAAAUUCUAUCAAGAAUGCAACAAACUUUCUAGGAGUCCAACUAAAAAAUGUUGUGAAAAUAAGUGUAAAAAACGUAAUAAUAAUACAAAUGAAAAAGCUGAUGAAAGUGCAGCAAAAAAAUGUCAUGAUGUUGCCAACACAAAAUUAAAUGAAAGCGUGUCAAAAAAAUCAGACGAGAAUGCAACUGAAAAAUCUGCUAGUGAGACUAUCACAUCCAAUUUAAAUGAUUCAAUCAUUGAGUCUGUUGAACAAAUGCCGAGAACUCCAAGGCUAAAUGCUGUUGAAAAUAAACCAAUUAAUAAUUCACAAAACAACAGAAUACACUUUUUCUGUUUGAAAGACAAAGUAGUUGUGAUAAUGCGUCCUUGCACACAAUUCACUUUUCUAGGAAAACUAAAAUUAAAAGUAUUGUACGGAGUUGUUGGUUUGUACGGAGCAAAAUGUGAUAAAAAGAAUACAGAAUAUCCUGUAGAAAUUUAUUCACCCAAAGGAUAUGGUUCCAUCAGCAUCUAUAAUGAAGAUACAAAGAAAAGUGAUUCAGAUAAUGCAGAUAUAAAGAAAAGUAAUUCAGAAAAUCCUUCCACCCCAGAAGACAAAGAAUACAUGUGGAAUAUUUUAACAACUGAAGGAGUUGACAGAAAUUUAACCACACCAUUGCAUGAAAUGUUAGAGGAGUGUGACAAAGAAUGGUCUGUCAUUUUGUUGGAAAAUUUGGAAAAUACUUUGACUAAAUUUUUAAACGUCUACUUCCCAUUUAAAUUAUUCCCUAAAGUGGACUUGGUCAAAUACUCAUGGACAGACUUCAGAAGAGCUGAAUUUGUUUUACAAAGUAACUUGAACUUAUCCAAAUCUGAUGAGAUGUCAAUUGGUUCUUUCUGGAGUACCGAGAUUCAAUCAAAAUUCAUGUGCGAAACUGAAUCUGAUACUACAGAUUCAGCUGAACCUGAACAGGUCCAACCUGAACAGGUCCAACCUGAACAGACGUGCAUGAUGGUCACAGGUGGAAAAGGAGUUGGAAAAUCCACAACUGUCAGAUAUCUCAUAAACAGUUAUCUGCAGACAUCAGACAAAGUCAUACUUCUAGAUUUAGAUCCUGGCCAAGCUGAAAUGACUUAUCCUGGUUGCGUAUCUUUGAGUAUCAUCGAGGAACCUUUGUUGGGACCUAAUUUUACCCAUUUAAAACACCCGUAUUAUCAACACUGCUUGGACGAAGUGAACGUUUCCAAUUGUAUCCCUAGAUACAUAAAUUAUGUAAAAAAGCUAGUCGAUUGCUUGAGAAGUUCAAAGGAAUUAUCGAAAUAUCCCAUCGUCGUGAAUACCAUGGGAUUCUGCAAAGGCAUCGGACUUGAUCUCUGCCUUCUCACCAUAAAAUUCGUACAACCUACCUGCGUCAUUCAGCUGGAAUCCAAAAAACCGAAGAACAAUUACGAUUACAAGUUGACAUCGGAUUACGUCAACGAAGUGAAAACCUUGUCUAUAUGUUGGAACGACGCUUCCGUCGCCCAAGUGCUCCAGAGAAACUGCAAGUAUCAUUACUUCAAUGUACAGUCGAAGGCAGAGGGUAAGCGCGUCUUCGAAACCUGGAACAUGGAACCCAGACAGCAGCGAGAGCUCAACAUGCUGUCGUAUUUCAGUAAAAUCGUCGACGACAGGCACAACAAAUCCUACUGCACCUUGAGCUCCGAAACCAUCAACAACAUCGUGCCGUACGAGGUGCCGUUCGACUCGGUCUGCAUCGCUCUGAACAAGAGCGUGUCGCCGACCCACACCCUGGCCGCGAUCAACGGCAGCGUCGUGGCGCUCUGCGGCCUCGACCGAGAACAAAUCCGACACACCGCCAACGAACAACGGUACAACUCGCAAUCGUCGCGCGACUAUCCUCAGUACGUGGUGAACGCGGCUCCGAGCAUGUGCUACGGUUUCGGCAUCGUGCGUGGCAUCGACAUGGAGAAACGCUGCUUCUACGUGAAUACGCCGCUGAACGAGGCCGAGCUGCGGCACGUGAAUCUGCUGCUGGGCUGCCAGGAGACUCCGCAGCCGUUUUUGAGAGCACUGGCCGCGGCUAAUACGGAUGGGCCGGUGCCCUACAUGGGCCCUCCGGGCGUGACGCCGAUGAGCCGCGCGGUGCGCAGGGGCCAGUUCCGCGUCGAUUUGAACGCCUCGAAGAAGGGUUGAUGAACAAGUGUAUAUUAUAUUGUUCUUGUAAAAAGUAAUGUAAAGUUUAGUCGAUAAGACCUGUAAAUUUUUAUAUAGCG
Molecule: messenger RNA, 3649 nt
Organism: Trichogramma pretiosum
Lineage: Eukaryota; Metazoa; Arthropoda; Insecta; Hymenoptera; Trichogrammatidae
Product: polynucleotide 5'-hydroxyl-kinase NOL9
Exons: 5
Coding region: 759-3569 (936 amino acids)
Biological process (GO): cleavage in ITS2 between 5.8S rRNA and LSU-rRNA of tricistronic rRNA transcript (SSU-rRNA, 5.8S rRNA, LSU-rRNA)
Cellular component (GO): nucleus
Molecular function (GO): polynucleotide 5'-hydroxyl-kinase activity
Source: RefSeq, a predicted model, not a curated record